Messenger RNA from Coregonus clupeaformis (lake whitefish), 620 nucleotides. Its product is annotated as transducin-like enhancer protein 4. Bases 340 to 603 code for a protein of 87 amino acids. Gene Ontology annotation, biological process: regulation of DNA-templated transcription; negative regulation of canonical Wnt signaling pathway. The record is from RefSeq and is a predicted model, not a curated record. The transcript is spliced from 5 exons. NCBI's taxonomy places the organism in Eukaryota, Metazoa, Chordata, Actinopteri, Salmoniformes, Salmonidae. Gene Ontology annotation, cellular component: transcription regulator complex; nucleus. Gene Ontology annotation, molecular function: protein binding; transcription corepressor activity.
AGAGGUGGUCGGCAGGACUUGCGCGGGAGCGGGAUGUAUGGAAGGGAUUUAAACUAACGAACAUAACCUUCUGACAGGAUGCGCUAACAACAAGAUAUUCUGCAGCUGUAUUCAAAGAAAGACGGAGCAUCCUCCCAAGAUAUGCAGUAUUUGAACUGCAAAUGAAUGAAGCAGCGUGAUUGAACAGGAUGUAUCCGAGACUAUAAGCGGAGGUGUGGAGGUUUUCCCGCGGUUGUCUGCAGAGGUAUUGGCUCUCAUCCCCUCUACCUGCCCGCUGGUAGAUCCUAGAGCCGGGACUGAUCUGUCCGUAUUCCCCUGUUUGUUGGUGGAUGAACUUCAAUGAUUCGGGACCUGAGCAAGAUGUACCCGCAGGCACGGCACCCGGUACCACACCAUCCGGGCCAGCCCUUCAAGUUCACCGUGCCAGAGUCAUGUGACCGCAUCAAGGAGGAGUUUCAGUUCCUACAGGCUCAGUUUCACAGUCUGAAACUGGAGUGUGAGAAACUGUCCAGUGAGAAGACAGAGAUGCAGAGACACUAUGUUAUGUACUAUGAGAUGUCUUAUGGACUCAACAUUGAGAUGCACAAACAGGUAGGAAACUAGAGUGAGUGAGUCUUAAA